Messenger RNA from Chanos chanos (milkfish), 543 nucleotides. It is a transcript of the gene tmem258, whose product is annotated as transmembrane protein 258. The coding region runs from base 75 to 314 and encodes 79 amino acids. The transcript has 4 exons. The record is from RefSeq and is a predicted model, not a curated record. Gene Ontology annotation, cellular component: oligosaccharyltransferase complex. NCBI's taxonomy places the organism in Eukaryota, Metazoa, Chordata, Actinopteri, Gonorynchiformes, Chanidae.
UCCCCUUCCUUCAGACCUCACGAACAUACGUGGCUUUUCCUGGUGAGAUUACGACAGAAACGAAUCCACACAUCAUGGAGUUGGAAGCCAUGACGCGAUACACGAGCCCGGUGAAUCCGGCUGUGUUUCCUCACCUGACCGUGGUGCUGCUGGCCAUUGGAAUGUUCUUUACUGCCUGGUUCUUUGUAUACGAAGUCACGUCGACAAAGUACACACGUGACGUGUACAAAGAGCUUCUCAUCUCACUGGUGGCUUCACUCUUCAUGGGCUUUGGGGUGCUCUUCCUGUUACUGUGGGUUGGCAUAUACGUCUGAGGCGGGGCGGGAGAGAAAAGAAUGGGAGGAGAUACAUAUUAAUGGGUUGUGGAGGUGGUGUGGGGAGGUUCAGAGGAACAUUCCAGUAGCUCACGGUUUCCAUGGCGAUCAGGGCUGUACCAGGGACACCUGGAACUGGCCGGGGCUUUGCACUGACGGGAUGAUGGGAAUUUGGGUUAAUCCUUCAAAAUAAAAUCAGGUUUCAUAAUAAAAUACUCUGGGAAUCUUG